CCACUUUAUAAAAUAAUCAUUAACUAUUACAAUAAAAUUAUUUUUCCAAGUAAUAAAAUCAAAAUACUUGAAACAUAUAAAUUUUGAUUUCUCAGAACUUAGGCGGAUCUAUGGAAGUAUGAAGGCAGCACUUCCAAUACUAGCAACUGCAAACCAAUACAGGAGUUCUUUUCGCAAGCGGACAACAAAUACUUUGAGGAUAGAUCGAUAGGAGGGAUGAUAGAAAUAUAACAAGUCACAGGGCAUAACGAAAGUUGGAGGUCCCGUUGCCGGAACUACUGAGGAGAAAGCGUGUCAACUUCCUGCAGUAUCUUCUCGGACGAGUAGACCCAAGACACGGGUGUUAGUGACAACUGGAAGUUUACUUGCUCUUGAGUCUGCCAUUCGGGAUAUGAUUCUUUCUUCGUGGAGCGGACACACGGCAAAGUCCGUCGAACUUUUGCAUGAGGUCAUUGCGAGUUGUGCCGCAUCCCUAAGCGUCGUUUCUGAUGAAUUGUUCCGGAAAGUUGAUUGGACAAGUAGUUGUCAUGGAGAUUGUCCUUGUCCAGUAGGGGGACAAAAGACUUCGGAGGUUUUGUAUGCGCUCAACAGAGAAAUAUGUCUGUGUCAACUAACGAAGGCAGUCCGGAAAUUGACAACUCAAUCAAGUGAAGAUUCAUACGAUUUAUCCAAAACUUGGGGAGUUUGAAUUGCUCUACCUCAAGGUCAGGGCCGAGCUCCAGAAGUCUACUGUAUUUGAAGUUGUACGAAAUUUCAAACUAAAGCUACUACGAAAAAUGGAGCGUUGAAGUAGGCGAAUGAGCUGAAGAUACACACGUUACCGUGUGUAGUAUGAAUGGGCUUGGAGUACCAAUCGCAGAGCGCUUUGUCUUUCACUUUGUCUUCGUCUUUGCCCAGCACCCGUGUGAGCGAAGUUGGGUAUCGUGAGAGAGGGAAAUGUGGUACUGAAAGGAAGCUCGAUUCAAACAUACGCGUAUAAGAAACCUGCAGUUUCUAGGUCGUUUAGUGCUCUCGUCUUGCUAGGUAGCAAGGGCAUUUGGAAAUGCUGGGGACCUGGCAGUCCAUGGCAAGCAAUUUUUUAUGUCUUGAUGCAAUCACUCCGGAAAUUUUUCUUGUA
This is a messenger RNA of Marchantia polymorpha subsp. ruderalis, 1117 nucleotides long. The record is from the annotation of a GenBank genome assembly. NCBI's taxonomy places the organism in Eukaryota, Viridiplantae, Streptophyta, Marchantiopsida, Marchantiales, Marchantiaceae.